AGUCCACAGUCACCAAAGCCAAUCAACAAAUAUCUCUUCACGCUUCUCUUAGCUCCUUCCCUCCGCCUUCUCUCUUUCAUCUAUCUGCCUUUCUGUCUUUCUCUGUGUGUAGGUUUCACUUGGCCAUGUUUUUUUGGGGCCCUCAUCUCUACUGCCUUUUGUAAAUCCUAAAUAUCUUCGAAUCUCAAUGUUUCUUGAUCUGGGUAUCUAGUGUUCCUUCUUUAGAUCAUUGUUUUAGCCUUCAAAAAUCUGUGCUUUUGUUAAUUACAAGGGAGGAGCCGAGCUGGGUUUUUGGUUCUUUAUAAGUUUUGUUUGCUUUCUUAACAGAUUCAAAGUAAUGGGUUUCUUGUUGAGGAUGCACAUAAGCUUUUACCAAAACCAGUUCUAAUGAAUCCUUCUCUUGCGAAACUGAGGAUUGCGAGGCUUUUGUUGGAUCUUACUUUAGACGAGUUUAAGGAGCUUAAAGAUUCUUUGUCCAUGUGAGUACUUCUUUCACGAGAUUAUAAAAUUAUGGGUAGAGGUAGAGGAAAGGGAAAAAAGUUGACUGUUGGCAAUCAUGAUGAUCCUGGAAGUGGCGAGGAAGAGAAAAUUCCAGCCCAGAAAAGAAGGGGAAGGCCUCAAAAACCCCUGAAAGAUGAUAUUGAUGAUGAAGAAGUUGAAAAAAUAGAGGAGGAAGAUGGAGAGAAUGGAAAAGCAGGCAUUACAAGCAAAGAGGCAAAAAGUCCAAUAUCAGCAGAAAAUGGAAAGAAGAGGAAACGAUACACACAGGCAAAGGACAAACCUGAUUCAGUGAAGGAAGAAAAUGGUGUUGCUACUAGAUCGAGUACUGAGGAUGCAACUAAAUCUAAUGGAUUUCGACAUAAUGGAAGCAGGCGGAAAAACAAGCCUCGUCGAGCUGCUGAGGCAGGCGUUGAAUGCAAAUGAGGUUGUAAUUGGCUUUACAACGGGUCUCUUCUUUUAACUUGCUGGACAAAUUACAAGAUAGGAAGUGACGCCUAGUAAAUCCUUAGUGUCAUUUUGUUUUUUUGGGUUUAUUAUUUUGAUGAUCCUUUUUGGCAAUUUUCCAUUGUUAACUCCUUUCCAUUUCAUUGGGAGUAUAAGUACUGAUUUUCUGCCUGUAAUUUUUUAUAUUAAUAUUAUGUCUUUAUAUUAGCACUGA
This is a messenger RNA of Manihot esculenta (cassava), 1159 nucleotides long. RefSeq lists its product as uncharacterized. Bases 511 to 924 code for a protein of 137 amino acids. Lineage: Eukaryota; Viridiplantae; Streptophyta; Magnoliopsida; Malpighiales; Euphorbiaceae. The record is from RefSeq and is a predicted model, not a curated record. The transcript has 3 exons.